Messenger RNA from Erythranthe guttata (spotted monkey flower), 897 nucleotides. RefSeq lists its product as uncharacterized. NCBI's taxonomy places the organism in Eukaryota, Viridiplantae, Streptophyta, Magnoliopsida, Lamiales, Phrymaceae. The record is from RefSeq and is a predicted model, not a curated record.
GAUCAAAGUUGAAACCUCAAACGACCAUAGUUUCCGAAAUCGUGAAAAAUUAGGGUUAGGGUUUGUCGAUUUGACCUCGUCUCAGAAUCGGAGAUCGAAAGUAAAAUCCCCUAAGGCAACCGCGUUUCUCCAUGGCAACCAAAGCUCCGGCGACGACAGCGCAGCAGCAGGGCGGCGCCUCCGCGGCGAACAAGCCAGGGCUUCGGAAACCGGUGUUCGUGAAAGUCGAGAAUCUGAAGCCGGGCACGACUGGGCACACACUCACCGUCAAAAUAGUGAGCUCCAACACCGUUCUGAACAAGAAGCCGAGGAAUCCGACGUUUCGUGGGCCCCAGAAUCAGAGUACGAGAAUCGCCGAGUGUCUCAUCGGCGAUGAAACUGGGACCAUCCUCUUCACCGCUCGUAAUGAACAAGUUGAGCAGAUGCAGCCUGGUAAUACUGUGAUUCUUCGGAAUGCAAAAAUCGACAUGUUCAAGGGGUCUAUGAGGCUUAGCGUUGACAAGUGGGGCCGUGUUGAGGUUACAGAACCAGCAAAUUUUGUGGUCAAAGAGGACAACAAUCUUUCUCUAAUAGAGUACGAGUUGGUUAAUGUUGCCUAAAUAUCUUGAAAAAGCACCUGUGCAAUAUUUUGAUGGUAUUGGAAUUCAGUUUUACUUUUGUCACCGUUGGGUAUUGGUAUACAAAUUUCUCUGAUGAUAUUAUUUCUUCUUUUUCCGUUCAAGUUAAUUGACAUGUCGUGGGUUUAUUAAAAUUCUGGCUUCAAUGAUUGUUCUGUGAAAGAUAUUUUAUCACUUGAUUACACCGUGUGGUGCUUCUUGAUUCUCGAAUGUGGAGAAGUCGAAUAUCUGGGUUGGUUGGUUGACUAUAUAUCGUUUCAAUAUGGUCUCAACUUAUGGU